Salarias fasciatus (jewelled blenny) is the source of this 1763-nucleotide messenger RNA. Its product is annotated as proto-oncogene c-Fos-like. Gene Ontology annotation, cellular component: nucleus. Gene Ontology annotation, molecular function: RNA polymerase II cis-regulatory region sequence-specific DNA binding; DNA-binding transcription factor activity, RNA polymerase II-specific. The transcript has 4 exons. The coding region runs from base 121 to 1284 and encodes 387 amino acids. The record is from RefSeq and is a predicted model, not a curated record. Lineage: Eukaryota; Metazoa; Chordata; Actinopteri; Blenniiformes; Blenniidae. Gene Ontology annotation, biological process: regulation of transcription by RNA polymerase II.
ACCUGGCAAAUGGAAUAUAAGUAACCGUUGAGGCAUCCGUGUUCUGCUCUGUCAAGAAAGACUCAGUCUUUUCUCUCUUUCUUUCUCUUUUUUUUUAAUGCUGUGAUUUUAGAGGAAAACAUGCAUCCAGACUCCAGCAUUGACUUCGACUCCUCAUCAUCCAGCUGUAGCACAGCAUCGCCUGGCGGGGACACCCCCGGGUGCAAGCAGCAUCCUUCUGACUCGCUUUCAUCAUCAGUGGACAGCGCCAAGGAUGUCGAACCCAGUGCGACAUCCUCCUUUGUUCCGACUGUGACUACAAUCUCCACCUCUCCGGAGCUGAGGUGGAUGGUGCAGCCGGCAGUCAUCUCCACAACUGUCUCCACGCCGGCAGCAGGUCGUGCGAAGACCAGAGCGCAAGGCGCGACCCAGGCGUCUUCCCCAGCAGCUGCAAGCAAGUCGAAGCCCUGCAGCAGGAAAAGGCAAAUCGAGCAGCCUUCCAAAGAAGAGGAGGAAAGGAGGAGGAUCAGGAGGGAGAGGAACAAAAUCGCUGCUGCCAAGUGUCGUAACAGAAGAAGGGAGCUGAUAGACACCCUUCAAGCUGAAACGGAUUCGCUCGAGGAAGAGAAGUCGGCUCUCCAGACAGAGAUUGCUGACCUGCUGAAGGAGAAAGAGCAACUGGAGCAUGUCUUGGCUUCCCACAAACCGUCCUGCAAACUCCCCGCAAAUGAUGAUGACAGGGAGGAGGCCAGUAAAGAUGAUGUUGACACAAUGCUGCAGGAUCCUCCAGCCUCCCCGCAGCUGCUGUCCAUCUUAGAGAAUGGGAAAAUCCCAGAAGGCAACCCUGCGGUUGGAGAUACCCCUGUCGGUCAAGACAUGGACAGUGUCCCUUGCAACCCUGCCGUGGCCAUCUUGGGAAACUCAAACAUCCUUCUAUGUUCGAGCGCAGAAGAAGAAGAAGCCCUGGAGGACCUGAAAGGGGAUGACCUCGACGACUUGGUUCCCAGUCUGGAGAUGGCCCUGACGUCUGAGACGGCUGUAUCGGUCCCCGACAUAGACCUGAGCAGCCCGUUUUGUCUCUCAGACUGGGAAACUCUGUACAAGUCUGUUGCAAACGACCUUGAAUCUUUGAGCACACCCAUCAUGUCUUCCAGUCCUACUUGUAGCAAUUACCGCACAGUGUUUUCCUUUAAUUACUCCGAGAUUGAUUCCUUGGCCGAGGGCUGUGAGAGCCUUAAAGGCAGCCUCGGUGCAUCUGAGUUAAUGAAAGAUAGCCUGAACUCUCCAACACUUUUGGCCUUGUGAAUGCAAAGAUGUUAUGCAACAAUACUGUAUUUGUACUUUAACCAGCCAGCAAGCUACGGUCUCUCUCAAAAUAAUCUUUUGUAGUGUGAGUUUUGGAUGUUGUGUAGACCUAAACAUCAAAGGUUCUGUAGAUGACAUGUUUACUGUGACCGUAAAAGGGUUGAAUUCUUCCAUACUGUUCAUGCAAUUGUCUGAGAUGAGAUGUUGUGCUGGUAGUAAAAUGCAUGCAAAUACACGUCAUCUGUAGUUCAGCCAGAACUGGUACUGUGUGUUAAGAAAAAAAAAAAAAAAUCCAACAACAACAACAAAUACACUCGUGAUGUGAAGUUAAUUCAUCUUGAGUAGCCAAAUCUAUGUGUUUAAUUGUUGACAAAGUUGUGUUGUAACAAGUGAAAAUAGAGGGUUACUACUGUGUAGCUUGUAACAUCUUGCUGUAAGGUGACUCCUGACUUGAUGUUUGUUUUUUCCAUGAAAAAAAA